Molecule: messenger RNA, 2779 nt
Organism: Alligator mississippiensis (American alligator)
Lineage: Eukaryota; Metazoa; Chordata; Crocodylia; Alligatoridae
Gene: SHD
Product: Src homology 2 domain containing transforming protein D
Exons: 6
Coding region: 558-1760 (400 amino acids)
Molecular function (GO): phosphotyrosine residue binding
Source: RefSeq, a predicted model, not a curated record
GCCGCGCGGACAAAGGAGCGCGGCGGGACACUCUCGGGCUCAACUUUCCCGCCGGCUCCGGGCUGCCGCAACCCGGGAAGUUUCCUGCCUCCGUCCUCCCCCCACCAACCCCCUCCCGGGGGCGGCGGGAGCCGCGUCUCGCCGCGGCCCCUCGGCUGCUCCCGCCCAGACAAAGCGGCGAGAGCGGAGCCGGAGCCGGAGCCGGAGCCAGACGCACCGCGGCCGCCCGCUCGCAGGCAACUUCGUGCUGGAGGCUGCCUCCCGGCGGGCAGCCGCUGCCGCCCGCCGCCGGGCGCUCACCCCGGGGGCGCGGGGCAGGGACGUGCCACCGCUCCGGCAGCUCCUCCUUGCAGCCGCUGUGCUAGCGGGCCGGUGCCACCCCCGGGUCUGGCACAGAGCCGGGCCAGGGGAGAAAGGACGGAGCUGUUCGCUUUCUCCCCGUCCGACCCGUCGCCAGCCUCCUGCAUGCCCGGCGGGGAAGAAAUUUUCCAGGGGCUCCGGGAUGAGACUUCAGCCCCGGCAUCGCCGCUUGUUGCCAGGGGGCUGCUGAAAGGGAGAUGAAUGAACCCCAAUUUGGAGGAUCCAUCGCGCCGGUGAAGGAUGAGCUGAGAAGCCGCCUCAGCCCGGCACAGAUGGCCAGGUGGCUAAAGGACUACCUGAGUUUCGGGAGCAGGAGGUCCCCCCCGCAGCCCCCCAAGCCCGACUACAGCGAGAGCGACAUCCUCAAGGCCUAUCGUGCCCAGAAGAGCCUGGAUUUCGAGGACCCUUAUGAAGACCGCUGCAACACGGAGCCCAAUCCCGGGGGGUCUCCCAACAAGGUGGCCGUGGGGGCCGGCUCCGAGGGGGGGAAGUUCCCCUCUCCCAAGCACAGACUCAUCAAAGUGGAGUCCGCUGACCUGAACAGGAGCAGAGCUCUGCUGGCGACGGCAGAUGAGGAGCUGACGGGCAGGCGGGAGCAGGGCCCCGGAAACAGCGAGUACUCAGACCCCUUUGAUGCCCAGCAGGAGCUGCAUGGGGAUGGGGAGGCCGAGGCGCUGCCCGAGAACAAUGGCUACAUGGAGCCCUAUGAUGCCCAGCGCGUAGUGGCAGACGUCCAGUGCAAGGCCGAGCAGGAUGGGCAGCGGGUGAAGAAGUCCCGGAAGGGGCUGCAGCUGUACGACACCCCCUAUGAGGAGCGAGAGCGAGAUGCCGAGGACAAGGGCCGCGAGAGCCGCCUGCCCCAGGACGACGAGCGGCCAGCAGACGAGUACGACCAGCCCUGGGAGUGGAAGAAGGACCACAUUUCCCGGGCCUUUGCAGUACAAUUUGAGAGCCCCGACUGGGAGCCCAAGGAGCGCCGGCACCCCCCACGGACCCUGGCAGGCAGUGCCAAGCCCAGCCGGUCGCAGAGCCCGGAGCGCAGCCCCCCCAUGGCUGAGCGCGUGGACCCCUCGCUCCCACUGGAGAAGCAGACGUGGUACCACGGCUCCAUCAGCCGGGCGGACGCUGAGAACCUGCUCACGCUCUGCAAGGAAGGCAGCUACCUGGUGCGCAACAGCGAGACCAGCCACCAUGACUACUCCCUGUCCCUCAGGAGCAGCCAGGGCUUCAUGCACAUGAAGUUCACGCGGACACGGGAGAACCGCUUCGUGCUGGGGCAGAACAGCGCACCCUUCGCCAGUGUGCCCGAGCUCGUGCACCACUACACCACGCAGGAGCUGCCCGUCCGGGGUGCUGAGCACCUCUCGCUGCUGUACCCCGUCUCCGUGCAGACGCUGUGACACCAGCACCGGACGCUUGCUGCUCCCUGCAACUACUCGGCCUGUCCAAGGGGCUCCACCCCAGUCCUGCAGCUCCUGGCAAGGGGCCUCCUGCCACCACGCAGCUCUACCCUGGUCACGUCCCUCCCUCCCCAGCCCCCUGCUCCAGCCUGGGAGGGGACCCACUGCUGUGCCCCCUGGGAAGGGAUCUGCUUGAGGUUGCCUGCACCCGGGAGGUCCGGCCUCAAGGUUUGCAGUCACAGCUGCUGUCCCGCUGCCCUUCUUGCUCUGGUUGUUUCCCUGCCCCCCUGCAGCCUGGCCCCAAGUCAAGCUGGCCCCACCAUGUGACAGUCCCCUCUGCAUUGCCUUAGUGAGGCUGCACCCCCCUGCCCUGGGAGAACUUUAUCCCACCAGAGCCCCCUCCUUCGUCCCGCACCAGGUGGGUCCAACCCUGGGGUCCCAGGAGCUCUGGGUGUCCCUCCCAAGCAGGCCCCAUGUCCUGUCCCAUGGUUCUUCCCCCACAUCCCGGGAAGGCUUGGAGCACAAUGACACACAGAGCCUGGGGGACCCUAUAACUGCCCCCACCCCCAGCCAGCCAGCCCCACCCCUGCGUGUGCACAGGUUUGCCUCCCAUCCCCACCCCACCGUGUGUCCUCUAUGCUGGUGCCCUCCCAUCCCCACCCCACCACUGCGCCCAUUAAACACCAGCCGGCCCCACACCCAUCUGUGACUCUGCCUCUGCCCACCUGAGCCUCUGGGGUCCUCGUCUGAGCCCAGCGGCUGGACAUGCCAGCUCCCCCGGACAAGAAGAGCCUGCAUGGGCCCGGAGCCGGCACCGUUGCGCAGGUGAUUCCAGCACCCCAGCCCCUAUCGGCUUAUUUGGGGGGGUCUGAAUUCGGCCCAGCACUGCCAGGCCCCCAGCCCCUGGAUUUGAAUGGACAGCCUUGUGGGGAAGGACAUCGCAGCGGAGAACCAGGAGCUGCAAGAAGGUCCAGGGGGGACACGUGGCAGCGGGGGGCCCUGCAGGUGUGGGGUGCAGG